Molecule: messenger RNA, 934 nt
Organism: Cavia porcellus (domestic guinea pig)
Lineage: Eukaryota; Metazoa; Chordata; Mammalia; Rodentia; Caviidae
Product: keratin-associated protein 26-1
Exons: 1
Coding region: 44-682 (212 amino acids)
Cellular component (GO): keratin filament
Molecular function (GO): structural molecule activity
Source: RefSeq, a predicted model, not a curated record
GUCCACUUCUAUCCCUCAACUACAACCUGCUCUCAGCCUCACUAUGUCUUGCCGCAAUUCUGGCACUGGAAACUGCAGCUCGGGGUCUCCCAGGAGUUCCUACCAUGUUCCUCUCAACCCUGCCGUUGCCCUCUGCUCUCCCAACGUAAGCUGUGGGGAUGUCCUCUACUUACCUGGCGGCUGUCAAGGCAGCACCUGGUUCACCGACUACUGCCAAGGGACCUGCGAGGAACUGACCAGCUGCCAGCCAGCCACGUGUGGGCCCAGCCAUGGAGGGGCCCACUUCUCCACUGGUCACUGUGUGACCAGACCCUGCCACGGAGGCAGUUUUCUUCCUGCUUCAUCCUUGAUCUCCAGCUCGGGCAUCCCAGUGACCUACAAGCCUCUGAGCUAUGUGUCCAGCACCUGUCGUCCAUUGAGUCCCCUGGUCAACACUCUCCAGCCUGCAGGCUGUGUGUCCAGUAGCUGUCAUCCCCUACCCUACUUUGCCAGCUCUGGCCGACCCCUGAGCGUCCUGCCUUAUGGAUGUCAGCCCUCCACCUCUUUGGUCUACAGACCUCAAACGGUUCAUGUUGUGUCCAGUGGCCUCAGACCAGUGCAGCCCAUCUCCGGUGGCUGCCGACCUCUGACCCAUGGGGUCAGCCCCUGCCAUCCACCCUGUGCUGUUCAGGGGGGCCAGUAGCUUCUUUGUCCAGCGAAUACUCAAACUGAAGAUCCAGAGAAAAAGUUCAAACUGCAUGGACUCUUGCUUCUUUCCCAGUAACAACUACUUUGUUUUUGUUUUCUCUGUCUCUCUUCUCAUGAGAGAUGUUCUUUGCACAUCUAAUCUCGCUUUCAUCUUUCAAUGAUAUAAAAAUUGAUUUACAAAGCUAUUCAAUGUUGCUUGGAUACAGGAAGAAUGUAUUUGAUUCAUGCCAUAAUAAAUGAAAUUAGA